AUGUUAUCAGUGAAGAUCGUCCUCAUCCACGAGACUCAGUCAGCACUAUGGAAGCCAGAAUUACAGUCCAUCAGAACCUCUGCUGUCUCCACGCCGGACCUGCAGGUGUCUGGGUUCGACUGCCGCCGCAGCCGGGAGCGCUUGGACUCGGGGAUCCCAGACAUUUUUCAAAGCGGCCAGUACCUCUGGAGGCUCAGAAAGGUAAAUCUAUGCAUACGUGUGUGUGUGUGUUGUGUGUGUGUGUGUGUGUGUGCUAACAGACACUGUACAGUAGUUUUAACUCUCAUUUCUGGUUUAUUUCAUGACUGUAGCCCUGUGACCUCUGCUGUGAAACCACGAGUGUCAUCAGGAAGACGCGUCACAGCAGACGCCAGCGCUCGAGGUGUGACGCAGCAGGAGAAGAGUCUGUCUGAUGGGAAUGUGAGUGUGAUCGGUCAGAGACUCGUUUACUCGAACAGAUCGUUAGAUCCAGACGAGGAGAAGCCCAGCGACAUGACAUCAUCAUCAUCAUCAUCAUCAUCACCGCAGAUCAGAGCCACCGGCCGCCAGCCGCUCCGCGCUCUCAGACCCGCUAAAGGAUCUCAGCAGCGCCGUGUCCGUGCAGUAGUGUGAGUGUCGGAGGGCGUGAUCGG
This is a messenger RNA of Cyprinus carpio (common carp), 632 nucleotides long. RefSeq lists its product as uncharacterized. The transcript is spliced from 5 exons. NCBI's taxonomy places the organism in Eukaryota, Metazoa, Chordata, Actinopteri, Cypriniformes, Cyprinidae. Gene Ontology annotation, cellular component: cytoplasmic microtubule; cilium. Gene Ontology annotation, biological process: microtubule cytoskeleton organization. Gene Ontology annotation, molecular function: microtubule binding. The coding region runs from base 1 to 612 and encodes 203 amino acids. The record is from RefSeq and is a predicted model, not a curated record.